GUUGUUGGAACCCUUAGUCUAAGGAUACGAGCUCACAUCACAAACUCCCUUGUUGGCACGGAAGAAGCGCCCUGAGAGUAUCAUUAUAUCACAGAUACAGGCUGGACUUACAUCCCUGACAUUAUCCAGCUGUCGACGGCCCGCCUUCUCAACUCCUCUUGCCUGCUGGGCUCCUGUUUGCUCCUGCCUGACUGGGUGCGCAGAGCGAUGAAGAUCCCACUGUGGUGCCUGCUGGUGCUGCUGCCAUGUCUCUUCAACCCGGGACGCAGUGAUUGCCAGGGAGAAUGUGUGGCCUGCGGUCUGCUGCUGCAGGAGCAGCAGCAACUGCAUCAAGCCUUCAACACCAUGGUGUGUUUGCUGGAGUGCGAGGGUCACGUCGCUCCCUCGCUCACCUGGGACCUGUGUCAACGCGCCCUUAAAGUUUCCAUCUACCCUCCGUCAGCGGGCGAGCUGGACAUGGCGUCUCUCGAUGUGACCUCUGACAGCCAACUUCAAUCUGCAGUGGUUCAGCCUUUCCGGGAGGAGGAUCAGGAUGAGCGGCGCCUUGUCCGCUAUGACUCAUCGCUGCUGGAAUCCUCGGAGGAAGAGGAGGAGGAGGGCCCGGGCGGGAAGCAAACGGAGGACGCGGAUGAAAGCUCAGAGGCCGUUAGCUUAUCCAAACGCUUCGGCGGCUUUCAGAGAGGGCGCCACGGUUACAGGAAGCUGAUUGGCUCCCCGGCGAGGCACCUACAAAAGCGCUACGGCGGCUUCAUCGGCGUCCGUAAAUCUGCCCGAAAAUGGAACAGUCAGAAACGGGUCAAUCAGCUGCUCAGGCAGUACCUCGGCAUGAGGAGCAGCCGCAGCGGCCGCUUCAACCUCUCCCCGGUGACGCGGGUCUGGAGGCAAAACAAACUGUAACGCGUCGAAACGGAACAUCCCGCUCCACAUACCUCAACCAAUCAUGUCUGAACUGUGACUUCCUCCAUUGCCAUCAGCACUUUGGUGUCCAACACGUAAACAAGGAAUGUUUUAUCGAUAUUUAACGUCACCUUCUGUGAAAUAAAAGAAUUAGAGAAGUGCAA
Molecule: messenger RNA, 1061 nt
Organism: Dunckerocampus dactyliophorus (ringed pipefish)
Lineage: Eukaryota; Metazoa; Chordata; Actinopteri; Syngnathiformes; Syngnathidae
Product: prepronociceptin-like
Exons: 3
Coding region: 208-897 (229 amino acids)
Biological process (GO): chemical synaptic transmission; sensory perception; neuropeptide signaling pathway
Cellular component (GO): neuronal cell body; axon terminus; plasma membrane
Molecular function (GO): opioid receptor binding
Source: RefSeq, a predicted model, not a curated record